Messenger RNA from Cooperia oncophora, 645 nucleotides. Lineage: Eukaryota; Metazoa; Nematoda; Chromadorea; Rhabditida; Trichostrongylidae. The record is from the annotation of a GenBank genome assembly.
AUGUUAAUUCCAGGUCUAAUUGGUGGCCCAAUUCUUCUCUGCCUUCUCGCUGUGGUAACCGCUCGAACGGCAAUGCAACUAGGUGACAACUGGUUAUUAAUGCAGAAACGAUGGCCACAGUACUUGGAACCUUGUCGGAGUCCUUACGCCGAAAUGGCUUACCGGUCUAUUGGAGGUCGAGCAAGUCAAAUCGCUCAUGUCCUCAUCCAGAUCACUCUAUUCGGCGGUGCUUCGGUUUUCUCUCUUCUGGCUGCUCGUAACAUCGCCGAUCUUCUACACCUCUUUGGAUAUCCCAUCCAUUUCUGUAUCAGUCUGUUCGCCGUCGCCAUAUUUUUAUGGCCUUUCAUGAUGCUACGCAGCCCUAUGCAUUUCUGGCAGGUAUCGAUCGGUGCCACUUUCAACAACCAUCGCCGUCAUUCUGAUCUUAUCGGUACUUCCAUCGACAUUCCCACAUGCUUCCAGGCCGCCUCCUAUACCACCGUUACGGCGAAGCAAUUUACACUUGGUUUUGGCACCAUUGUCUUCGCUUAUGGUGGUCAUCCCGUAUUUCCCACUAUUCAGCAUGAUAUGGUCAAACCAAGGCAUUUUAGCAAAGCAGUUAUCCUAAGCUAUAUUGGUAAGUCAUUAGCAGUCGUUGCUUUUUGA